Messenger RNA from Saccharomyces paradoxus, 666 nucleotides. RefSeq names its product kinetochore-associated Ndc80 complex subunit SPC25 (gene SPC25). The transcript has a single exon. Lineage: Eukaryota; Fungi; Ascomycota; Saccharomycetes; Saccharomycetales; Saccharomycetaceae. Bases 1 to 666 code for a protein of 221 amino acids. The record is from RefSeq and is a predicted model, not a curated record.
AUGGCCAGUAUAGACGCGUUUUCGGAUCUUGAGCACCGAAUGGAUGUGUUCCAAAAGGACGUGGCCCAGGUACUGGCACGUCAGCAAAACCAUGCGCGCCAGCAGCUGCAACAGUUCCAAGCGGAAAUGCGUCAAUUAUAUAACCAACAUCAACACCUCAUAGAUGAACUGCAACGGCUUGCCACUCAGCGCACCGCUCUGCAGCAACAGAUACAUGCAGCCCAACAAGCUACAAACACUACCAGAGAGCAAUGGAGAAGCUACCACGAGCGUGAAUGUGAGUUAUCUAGACGACAAUCGACCCUGGCAGCUCAAUCGCGCGAGCUGGACUCGCUGCUGCAACAGCGUGGUGAAGAGUGUAACCAAUUACGCGCACGUUGGGCUGCGCAGUCGGGUAAUGAUGCAGCAGAGGUCGCACUGUACGAACGGCUGUUGCAACUUCGAGUGGUACCCGGAUCCAGUGAUGUGCACGACGUACGUUUCGUAUUCGGUGAUGAUGAGCAUUGCUGGAUUGAGAUCGCGAUGCACGGAGAUCACGUGGUUGGAGAAUCUCACCCGGAGCUAAGUGUUGAAAACCGGGCAACACUUGAGCACGUGCUUGCCGUCGAGGGCGACCUCGCGGCAUUUCUAAUCGUGGUACGCGAUAUGUUACUAGAAUCUUUAUAA